AUGAGAGACUCUGCUCCAGCGGAUGUCAGACUCGAGCUGUGGUCCAGGGGGCGGUCUCAGCUGCGCUGGCUGACCACAAGGCUCUUCUCGAGGGGCCGCUGGCUGCUGCUACUCCUGCUCUGGUUCGGGUCCUGGUUGGUCCUUAACGGUCUCGUCCUGGUCCACAGACACAUAUCCACCGACGUGUGCUCCGACAAACACGGCCCAGAGAUCCUGACGCAGCUGUGCCAGGACUUCUCGUCGGGUCUGGUCUCUGGAGAACUGUGUGUGGACCUCUGUGUUCUGCAUACGCUGCAGUAUCACCGCUGUCUCUACUACGAGAACGGGAAAAAGGUCCUGGAGGCGCGAUGGAGGGGCCAACCUGUGAUCCUCAAGUCCAAACACGAGAACUUCACCUCCUACGAGCCGCUGUCCGCCCUGCAGGACCCGAAUGCCUCAGAAGACCUCUCUCCCCUGGAUGUUGUUUACUAUGCCACUAUGGAGGUGCGCAGCUCUCUGGGUCUGCUGGAGGAGGAUGGGGAGCGUCUGCAGAACGGCUCAGUGUGGGCAGAGUGGCAGCAGCGCGCAGAUCCAAACCGCACGUACACUCGAGCCGAGCUGUCGUCACUGUGGGCGCUGCUGCAGCAGGAGGAGUACACCUUCUUCCGUCUCCUUCAGGACCUCACUCCACAUGUGGCCCGAGUCCUUUCCUCGUGCGGUCACUUCUAUGCCGUGGAGUUCCUGUCGGCUGGACACGCCUGGGACCAGAACCUCUUCUCAUUGGCCGACCCUCCUCAGCCUGUGCUUCCAUUGGCUCAUGGUAGAGGGGGGCGGGACCAUCGCAUCGCACUCAGCUUCCUGGAUCUGGUCUGGCACUUUGACCACGACUUUCACCACAAACUGCACAUGUGCGACGUGAAACCGGAGAACUUCGGGAUACGGGAAGACCUCACGGUGGUGGCUCUGGACGUGGACAUGGUCUUCUUUGAGCCGAAGCUGCAGGAGCUGCUGGAGCAGAACUGCAGCUCUGACGACGACUGCUGCUUCUUCGACUGUUGGUCCCAGUGCGACACACACACGCUCCGGUGCGCCCCCAACAGGAGCAACAGCAACCUGCAGGCAAUCUGUGAGAAGAUCUUUAGACCUUGGUUUUCUCCAUCACUGCUCGGACCAAAAGCAGCACUCCCCUUGCAGGUCGAACUUCAGCGGGCUGUUCAGGAGUGUUCUGAGAUCCACUUAGACCACAGACCAGAGCACAGACCGGACCACAGACCGGACCUCGUGCACAAGAGGCUCGUGCACGCCCUCACGCGGCUGGUGGAGGCUCAGCUCUGA
Knipowitschia caucasica is the source of this 1314-nucleotide messenger RNA. The record is from the annotation of a GenBank genome assembly. Lineage: Eukaryota; Metazoa; Chordata; Actinopteri; Gobiiformes; Gobiidae.